AGUAAAGGAAAAAGGUUUAGGAGCACUAGCAGCCUUUUUAACGGACAAAGGGCGGGGAGAGAGAAGGAAACGGAUACGGAUAAAAGUGAAGCCAUGUUAAAAUGGCGGAAUUGAAAAACAGAGUUAAGUAGAUAUAAGGAAAGUAUUGAGGUCCGGUGCUGUUUGUUGCAAUUUCCAACGACACACAACAAUAUAGGUGCGUUGUCUGGGACAGAAAGUGGAGAGAGGGAGAGAGUGAGGAAGUGAAGCCUGGAGUGGAGGUGUGUAGUGAGUAAGAGAGGAAACGGAUAAGAACAUGGGAAGAUCCACUUCUUGUUUCAAAAUAAUAACAUGCGCUGGUGAUUCAGCUGAUAAAGACGAUGAUGAUCUUCUGGCUCCUGAGAACAAGAGUUCAAGUGACAAACGCGGAUGGAGUUUCCGGAAGAGAUCUGCCCGUCAUCGAGUUCUAAGCAAUACUAUCAUUGCAGAAGCCCCUUAUUCGGCCAAUAAGGAGAGCUCUGAAUCUGCCACUCUUACCUUCCAAUCACCAGAUUCCUCUAAUGUUCCAGAGAAAAUCUCUGUGAUACAGUGUACUGAUGAGAAGCCACAGUUGCCGAUUGCAGACUCAAAAGUGUCUGAGACUAUUGUUGUCACCAAGGAUGAAAGUGAAGCUCAUGCCCACCUUGAAGAAUCUGUUGUUAUUGUUAUACAAACUGCUGUCAGACAGUUUUUGGCCCGGAAAAAGCUGGUCAAGCUGAAAAAUCUGAUUAAACUGCAAGCUGCUGUGCGCGGACAUUUGGUCCGACAGCAUGCUGUUGGUACUCUAAGAUGUGUACAAGCCAUUGUCAAAAUGCAAGCACUUGUUCGUGCUCGCCGUUCUCGUUUGUUGCAAGAGGGCUCAUCUACAGAAAUCAAUAUAGAUGGAAAGCAUGAGAAGGCUAUUUCAGAGACCUUGGGGGAGGGGACCUCAAUUUCCAGACCAAAUGUAACAUAUAAAUCAAUGGAGAAGCUACUUAGCAAUAAGUUUGCUCGUCAGCUAAUGGAAUCGACACCAAAAGCGAGGCCUAUACACAUCAAGUGUGAUCCUUCGAAACCAAAUUCUGCUUGGAGCUGGUUAGAGAGAUGGAUGUCUGUUUCAUCAGCAGAACCAACACCACAACCCGGAUCGACAAAUGAGCAACUGGAAAGUGAGAGAAAAGCGCAUCUGGCCUCUUUACUGGAAACUGUAGUUCCAUGUGAAGGCUCUCUUGAGUUGGGAGAUUCAAAGUCCAAUUUGGAGGAAAUUGUUCUGCCCUCUGAAGCCAAACAGAAUCCGAUGACUAAUGAUGCAGAUGACUUUGAGUUUCAAGAGAGUCAUCCAACCUCUUCUUUAGUAGGAGGUGCUUCGGAGCUACCCCAGUUCGAGAAGAUCAGUAAAUCUGAUGCAAAAGAGGCCUUAGUAGACAUAAAUUCUCUUCCAAGUCAAAGUAUGCAAUCUGAUAUAAAUUCUCAUAUGCAUGUCAAAUUAGAGCCGUCGUCAGACAUAAAUACUCUUCCAAGCCAAACUAUGCAAUCUGAUGUAAAUUCUCAAAUGCAACUCAAUGCUCUUUCUCAUAAGGCUGAAACUGAAGUUGAACAAACUGAUCAACCCAAGCGCUCUAUGAAAAGGUAUGCCUCUGAACAAUUGGAGACUGAAGGUAAGAAGUUUGUAUAUGGAUCAAGAAAAGCUAGUAAUCCUGCAUUUGUUGCUGCCCAUUCCAAAUUUGAGGAGCUAAGUGUGACAAUGAAUUCAAAUAAAUCACUCAGUUCAUCUUAUCAAGAUAGUGGGGUUGAGUUGAACAUGGACACAGUUUCAUCUGGGGAAAAUACUGCAAUGAGUACAAUUGAGGUCAACAUGGUUGAAGACUCAGUUCCGAAUAAUUUGAGGGUUCAAUAUGGUGGUUCUGAAUGUGGUACUGAACUUUCUGUUACUUCCACUCUUGACUCGCCUGAUAGAUCUGAAGUUGGAGCUGCAUAUAAUGAGCACGAAGCAAGAUCCACAGAGAAAGAAACCUGCAAUCUUGACAUUAAAAAGGAUAAUGUUGAAUCCAAGAUUGAGCCUACAGAUUCACUGUCAGAUUUGUCUGAUUCUGUAGUAAUCAAGCCUGAAAAACUUGACAAUGUGAGAAGUGUAUCUGUCAAUUCAAUUGUAGCUGCAGACUCCCCAAACAUAGACUUGAAGCCAGAGAGAAGUGCUCCUGAUGUCCAAGUAGAACUGCAUUCAGAGACAAGCGGUCCGGCAUAUAGAACAUCGCCAGAAGCUUCCCCAAGAAGCCAUAUAACCAUUCCAGAAUCCCAAGGAACACCUUCUAGUCAACUAUCUGUGAAAGCAAAGAAGACCAAAACUGACAAGAGUGCUUCCAGCCAAAAACGCAAGUCUCUUUCAGCUGGUAAGAGAUCUCCUUCAAACUCAAAUAUUGAUUCUGGUGCAAGAAGUAGCAUGGAACAAUUACCUAAAGAUCAAAAGAAUGGGAAGAGGCGUAAUUCUUUUGGUUCAAUAAGACCUGAGCAGACUGAUGAAGGACCCAGGGAUAGUAGCAGUAGCAAUUCGGUCCCUCAUUUUAUGCAAGCUACGGAAUCAGCAAGAGCCAAGAUCCAAGCAAAUAGUUCACCAAGAUCAAGCCCAGAUGUUCAGGACAGAGAUUACAUCAAGAAGAGACAUUCCUUACCUGGUGCAAAUGGAAGGCAGGGAUCUCCGCGCAUCCAACGCUCAAUGUCUCAAGCACAGCAGGGUACAAAGGGAAAUGGCAGCCAGGUUAUUCAUGAGAAAAAAUGGCAGAGGUGAAGAGUAUUCGAAAUUCGAUCAUGUGCAGAAGGUGGUAGUUUAACCAGCAAGGCAAAACUUGGAGGUUUGUGUUGACCAUAUUUUUUUUCGCCAAGGUGGCAUUUUAGUCCCAUGCUUGACAUCAAGAGUUUGGUGAGGUGAGGAAGGAGAUAUAUAGAACAGUAUAAGGAUUUCUUUGUAUAUUAAUAGUACCCAAAGAAGGUUUAUAUUAUUAUUCUUAUUUUUUUUUCUCGAACUUUUCUAUAUUAGUUGUGUGGUUGUUGAAAUAUUAUUUUGUGUGAUAUGAUUGAUUGAGGGUUGUUAAACGUGUUUUGAGUUUUGUAUCUGGAAUUUGAGACGGUCACUUCGGACUGGUGAGCUCCACGAUGCUAAUAAAAUUCUUUUAUUCCUUCCA
This is a messenger RNA of Ricinus communis (castor bean), 3176 nucleotides long. Its product is annotated as protein IQ-DOMAIN 32. The coding region runs from base 296 to 2782 and encodes 828 amino acids. The transcript is spliced from 6 exons. Gene Ontology annotation, molecular function: protein binding. The record is from RefSeq and is a predicted model, not a curated record. Lineage: Eukaryota; Viridiplantae; Streptophyta; Magnoliopsida; Malpighiales; Euphorbiaceae.